GGGGCGUUCUCACCCGCUUCCGAUUUUCUACUCAUGUACGCAUGGGGGGAAGAGGGAGAAGGGCUGAGAAGAGCAGUCCAGAAACCUCUGCAAACCUAUCUGGAGAGCUUCUUCCUCCCCAGGCCCUGGAAGCAAUAUUGGCAGAUCAAAAGCCAGACACCUGCCCACAGACUCUCUGCUGCCCCCUGUGGAUUCAGAGUCAUGUCUACAGGCACCGGAACCCUGAAGCCUCUCAUUGCUGUCUGCCAGGUGACCUCAAUCCCCAACAAAGACCAUAACCAGGAAUGCUGCUCACGCCUCAUCCGGGAGGCAGCCCAGCGGGGCGCCUGUGUGGUCUUCCUCCCUGAAGCCUUUGAUUUCAUUGGCAGCAACACAGAAGAGACCCUCAGCCUGGCUGAGCCCCUGGAAGGAGAUCUCAUCCGGUAUUACGCUAGCCUAGCCAGAGAAUGUGGGGUCUGGUUGUCCCUUGGAGGCUUCCAUGAGAGAGGCAGCGACUGGGAGAGCACGCACCGGAUCUACAACUGCCAUCUGCUCCUGGACACCAAAGGAACCUUGGUGGCCGCCUACAGAAAGACUCACCUCUGCGACGUGGAGCUGGAGGGACGGGUGUCCAUGAAGGAAAGCGCCUUUACCAAUCCAGGUUUGGAGAUUGUGUCGCCUAUCAGCACCCCGGCUGGAAAGGUUGGCCUGGCCAUCUGUUACGACCUACGUUUCCCAGAGAUGUCACUCGCUCUGGCCCAGAAAGGGGCAGAGAUCCUGACCUAUCCGUCGGCCUUCACGGUGACCACAGGUUCUGCUCACUGGGAGGUGCUGCUACGAGCUCGCGCCAUUGAGACCCAGUGCUACGUAGUCGCAGCCGCUCAGACAGGCAAGAACCACGAGCGCCGCACCUCCUACGGCCACGCCAUGAUAGUGGACCCCUGGGGCAGCGUCAUCGCCCAGUGCCAAGAGGGACCGGGCCUCUGCUAUGCUGAAAUUGACCUGGCUUACUUGCAUCACAUCCGGCAGGAGAUACCCGUCUUCCAGCACCGCCGGCCCGACCUGUAUGGCCGGGUGGCCCCCUUGUCAUGAGCAGGCACCCUGCCUGCCACACCGAGGACUCUCAGCUGCCACUGGGCUUGCCUCUGGAAUCAGGGGGUGUGACCCACGUGAUUAUGAGGAGGAGCAGCCUCCGUCCAUCCUGGACCUAAUCGAUUAGCACUGUUGAUUCGUGCACCGGUAAAGAGCUGCGGUGCUUGCGAGAGUGGGUGCAAAGUGGGACUGACGGACAAACCGAGCACCAUACAGGCCAGAUUAAGAACACUUUACACCAUCCCUGCUAGAGAAGCAAGUGUCUACUCAAUUCUGCCAUUACUGGAAAUGCCAUCUUGGGCACAGAUUUCCUUCUAGGCCUCUGGCACUCCAGCAGGUUCCAGAUCAUUUUUCACCCAAAUAAAGCUUUAUUGCCACUUUACA
Gekko japonicus is the source of this 1455-nucleotide messenger RNA. It is a transcript of the gene NIT1, whose product is annotated as nitrilase 1. Lineage: Eukaryota; Metazoa; Chordata; Lepidosauria; Squamata; Gekkonidae. The record is from RefSeq and is a predicted model, not a curated record. The transcript has 7 exons. Gene Ontology annotation, molecular function: hydrolase activity, acting on carbon-nitrogen (but not peptide) bonds, in linear amides. Bases 34 to 1071 code for a protein of 345 amino acids.